Messenger RNA from Candoia aspera, 1950 nucleotides. It is a transcript of the gene TSSC4, whose product is annotated as tumor suppressing subtransferable candidate 4. The record is from RefSeq and is a predicted model, not a curated record. The transcript is spliced from 3 exons. Lineage: Eukaryota; Metazoa; Chordata; Lepidosauria; Squamata; Candoiidae. The coding region runs from base 225 to 1277 and encodes 350 amino acids.
GGAGAAACAGAGGCCCUUGCAGUUGAGAUAGCAAGGACCAAGACAACUAUGGACGAUUUUCAUGGGGACUUCUCCAGUCACAGAAAAGCCAUUAUGUCUGAAAUAUGUUGCAAUCAGAUUGCUGCAAACAUCCUGCUUUAAACACCCUCUGAAAAUCAGCUGAAAAACCUAUUUGGCUGCAGAAAGACCUGGGUCAAGGUAGUAUAAACAAGUAAUUAUCAAGGAUGGGAGACGAAGGUGCAGGUGAACCCUUUGUGGGUAUAGUGACUGGUGGGGCCGCAGAUUAUGAAGGCAUCCUUCCCUCAGAUACAAUUUCCCUGAGUGACUCCGAUUCAGAAGAUUUUGAGUUUGCAGGCAGUGCUGAAGUUGAUGCUGUAUCCCCUGAGGAGCCCCUUCCUUCAGAUGAUGUGGAUUAUGAAUCAAGUAAGAGUGGUGACUCUUUGCACAGCAGCCAAAAAUCAUUUGUUCAGCCAUUUCAUUUGAAGGGCAUGAGUUCAAGCUUUUCACAGCGCAGCCAGAAUAUUUUUGAUUGUCUGGAAGGAGCAGCCAAGCAGGCAGUGCCCUUGAUGGCUGAAGACAACGUCAUCGAUGGACGGUUUAAACGCCCUCUGCCACCACCCAGCAUUUCAAACAAGAUGCCUGUGGAAAGCUUUGGAAGACAACAUGAGCCAGUUCAAUCUUCUAAAAGUUCUCCGGCAGUACCUGAUUAUGUGGCCCAUCCAGAACGCUGGACCAAAUAUAGUUUGGAGGAUGUUGCAGAAGGUAGUGAUGAUACCAACAGAUCAGUUGCUAUGGAGUUCCUGAGUGGCUUGAAGAAGGGUAGAAAGGAACAAAGCUCAACAUGUCCUGAAAAUUACAUACCAUCUUUCAACCAGGAUGCUUCUAGCUCUGGUGCAGGAAGAAUUGUCUUUACCAAACCCACAAAGGCAGGCUUAGGCAGGUCAGAAAGAAAAAGAGUAGCUUCAGCGGAGGAAAAGGAGGAGGCCAACAUCAUUAAUGCAAACCAAGAGGUCAAAGGAAGGCCUCUGUGUAAUUUGGAUGCCCAGAAUAAAGGUGAUACAGUUGUAGCCGAUCCAUUAGGGAGCAGAGUAAAAAAAGUGGAAGGUUGGGAGCAGCUGAAAUUGGAAGAACUGGGUGCUCAAAGAGCUAACACAGGUUCUCCAGAGGUGCAUGAAGAGAAUGUGACGUCAACUGUGGGGUUCCAUGGUAGCAAGAAAAGGAGUAGGAAACAUUUCCGACCCAAAGCUAACCAUGAUGAAGAGGAAGAAGAAUCCUAAAAGCCAGCAAUAUAUUUGUCUUUCCCAGUGAUUGUUUAUGCAAAAUAUUUUCUUCAUUGUUUGCAUGAAUUUGGGCAAUUUGUUUUCCUUAACAUGCUUGGAGCUGUGACUUAAAAUACUUGUAACUUUGCCCUUUCCAACGAAAUCCUGCUGUGUGUUACAAUAAAAAUUAUAAGACGUUUUGCCUUGAAAUAGUCCAACAAUACCUGCAGAGUUUCUGCCUAUGAAGGAAGGCUCGGCUAUUCAUACAAAACUUUUGACCAAUAUUAGUAUCUCCAUCAACUCAUAACUGACAAUACAUGUCCUGUGGAUGAGAUGCAAGAUUUGUCAGUUUAGUGUAGAUGAGGCAAAGGUUUAACCAGUAUUAUUUCACACUAUAUAAAAGCACGAAAAAUGACAACUCAUAUGCUGCUUGGGUAGAGAUGAGAAGAUGUAAACAUGCUAUAUGUUAAGAUCAUAGGAAAAGUUUUGCAGAAUUGGAAGAGAUGCUUUCUAAAAUUAAAGUAUAGCCAACAAAUUCAUACCUAGACUUGAUUGGAUCAGACUGUUGAAUUGCCAAAACUUCCCUGACAACUAAAGGUCUUUUCCUCCAUAUUUGAGAGCUGCUCCUAAAGUACAGGGAUUCGUGUCAGCCUAAUUGGGUUUGCAUAGGAAUAAAGGAGCUUAAAAUAGG